This is a messenger RNA of Patiria miniata (bat star), 6730 nucleotides long. RefSeq names its product pappalysin-1-like. Gene Ontology annotation, molecular function: metallopeptidase activity. Lineage: Eukaryota; Metazoa; Echinodermata; Asteroidea; Valvatida; Asterinidae. The transcript has 20 exons. The record is from RefSeq and is a predicted model, not a curated record. The coding region runs from base 662 to 5527 and encodes 1621 amino acids.
CGAGGUAUCAAGGCCUAACCACUUGUAGCGGUCUGUGACCUGUAGUCAAGGUAACUCCUGGGUAUCCUCGACGUUUGAAAGAGGACUCACAAUCGAGGAUAGAUCACUCACCCACAGGAGAAAUCUUAAAGGUCCUGGAAUUGCAAAUUCCUCAAGGAAAUUCGUGAAGGAAAGCUUUUUUGUUCUUCUUCUUCUAAGAACUGCCUUCGACCAGGAAAGGAUCCCAUAAUAGUAUUUAAUUAUUCGGCGAAAUUUAAUGGAAAUAUGCUUCACUGAUAAGCCAUUGCAAGACACGAAAUAAAAAAAAGUUGCGCACUUGUAAACAUUGAACCAAAAUUAGAAUGCCGAAUAUGAAUAGGCCUAUACACCGAGACGAUUUUUCUGACAAGUACUAUACUGUACAGCUUUUGCAUUCGAUCACGAACCUUGAGCAAAUAUCUUCCAAUCACCGUCCGCCUUGCAGGGUGAACUUCAGUGACCAUGAUGCAACAAGGACGUGAUUGGCUCGAUGCUUGGAUUAUGCAGAAUUAUGCAAAUUAGUUUCGUGAAAAAAAGUUAACAGCCUCUAUAAAACCCGUCGACUUCUUCCAGAAAUCCGUAGAAGACCGAACUCUCGAUUUUUUUUUCUUGGUAACAUCGAGAUUCAGGUAUCUGUAUCGAGAUGGUUACUUUCUCAAACAAGUCGAUUUUGUGGGUCUUUUUGAUUGGCUUUUCCCUUGAAACUGUCUCGGGAAAGAGAGCUCAUCACGAAGGGAAGCCCGCUCGGAGGACCUCGGGCUAUGAGCAUUCGAAGAAAUUUCCUAAGGAUGAAAUUGAUAGACGUCACGUCUAUCGCGCUCCCAGCAGCACCAAAUCUAGCCGUCACUUUUGCGGUACUUCGACGCAGCGCUCCACUAGUCCUAACGAUGAGUUUCGUUUUGCGCGACUCGCCGACGAUUGGUCCGAGAAAUCUCAGAGUCAACGGCAACGGCGUGAUGCGUCCGCGGGCUCGGCGGUGUAUUUCACGGGGAGCGGAGAUGCUCUUCAGUACCAAACAUCACCGGAACAGAGUCGGCUUCCACGGCAGGAGUUCUCGGUUGCACUUUGGGUGAAGCCAGCAGGAGGGCAGAAGAAUUCUGCUGUCAUAAUUGGUUUACUAGACACCUGUCGGGGUACUGGCAAUCACUGGACUUGGUCUCUGGGUAUCAGUACGGACCAGGAGCAACCGGGACAAGAUGCUAGGUACUUCAUGUCAGUUACUACGGAUCGAUCACCUGCCGCAAGCUCGGUGAGAAGCACGAGCAGAUAUGAAGAAGAAUUGUGGACGCACCUAGCAGCAUCGUAUGAUGGAAAGCAUUUGAGUCUUUACGUCAAUGGCGCCAAGGUGGCCGUGGGCGUAGGUACAGGAGGACCGAUGUUUAGUGAAGUAAUGCUUGAGUGCAAGGAACUAGUGAUUGGUGGCAGCAUCAAUGAUGAGAACGGAUUCCGUGGAGCUGUGGAUGAAAUUACAGUCUGGUCUGAAGCCCGCCCUCACCGACAACUUAGAGACAGCUUCUCAUCCUCCCAGAUGCAAAGCGGUGUCAUCCUCCGGGAGAACUUUGACGACGAUUGGUCGAACUGGAAGACGGCAGCUGACAGUGAACCGCUGUUCAUUUCCUCAGAUAUCCAUAGUGAGCUGCAUCACUUGGUUGCUAAGAUACCGCAGUGUGGUGUCACCAUCUGUGAUGAUCCUCACGUUGCUAAGAGUUACAUCAAUCAACCAGAGCUACGAGCACACAAGACGAUCAGAUACCGCGCCAUUACCAUGGCAGAAAAUGACGGAGCCAAUCCAAUCAUUGAUACUGAAUCCAUUCGCCGUAAACACGCCAUGGUCAAUGAAGCUUUCAGUUCUCACAAUAUCUCGUGGGAAUUGACGGAUUUUGUGGUGAGGAACACGUCACUGAGGCACCGCGUCGUCCUCGUUCUUUGUGACAUUAACGACAUCGGAGAUGGGCGGUGUGAUGAAGAAUGUAGCUAUGACGUCACUGGCAACGACGGUGGAGAUUGUGCUGAGGAGGCCGGAGGGGAACCGUGUUUGGAUGAACAGAUAGGCAACGGUGUCUGUGAUAGUGUGUGCAACACCGGAGACAAUGAAUUCGAUGGUGGAGACUGUUGCAACCCGACUGUUGCCGACGUCAAUAUGACGUGUUUCGAUCCAAGUUCUCUAUACAGGAAUUAUUUGACAGUUGGUGAACUGAAAGGAACCAUUGCUAUGGAAUCGGAUUCGCACCUCAAUGUAUACUUUGUCAACUUUGCGGAUCCUACCAUUGAGGGCGUUGCUACCUUUCCAUGGGAAAUGGACGUACAUGGACAAUUCGGUGGGACAGUGUUACAAGGAGACACCUGUAAAUCUGAAUCCUCUUCAGAAACCUUUAUCCAUGAGUUAGGUCACAAUCUUGGUCUGUGGCAUGUUCAUCAAAGCAUGGAAUGCACGGACGAGUGUAGAGAAAAGACUGCAUCAGAUGUUUUAGGUGAUCUAGUUGAAGAUACAAACCCUACGCCGGAGAAUGAGUUUUGCAGGGAUCCAAGAUCAUGUGACUCGGACACGUGUUUCGGUGAGGUCGAAUUUAAGGAAACGCCCUACCGGAAUUUCAUGAGCUACACAGAUGCCGACUGCACUGACCAUUUUACAGAGCAGCAAGGCGCUCGUAUGCACUGUUAUAUCGAUCUCACGUACCAAUCCUGGCUCCUUCAAGAACCGGUGUCCAUCCCAUCCAUCGGUACACCGCUCAGCUUACGGGUGGUGUCGGAGCGCCCCCACUCGACCACUCUCUCCUGGCUUCCACCAGUGUCUGAGCACGGAGACAGUUCGCAGGAGGGGGCGUGUCUGGGCUGUACUGAGGGGGGUCGUUUGGUGCAGUACGCAAGCUCAGCUCGGUUCUAUCCAGCAUCAGUUCGCAUGUAUUCAUGGUAUCCGUCUCCUGACGAAGCAACAGGUCCCCCUGAUGCUGGUGUGAAGUGUGCUUACAGUCCCAACUCCUGGAUACCAGCGGGUCGUAAGGCCCUAUGCGAUGAUUGUUACCUCGAACUAGGCUUCAAAUCAGCCGUCGCUCCUUAUGAAUUAAUCCUCUGGUCCAACUACCCUGACGACACGAAUACAGGUGUCAGGAAUUUGGAGUUGGUGUACAGAGAUGGUAGCACCGAGUCGCUGGGACCCUUAACGAUAUUUUGCGAUAUGCCAUUCACUAUGCGCCUCACACAUAUCAGCAGGAAGGUACUGGCUAUACGGGUCUACCCUACGCAGGAUUUCAGCUUAGACGCCGUGCAGUUGGUGUCAGUUGCUGAUUGGUCUGGAUGUGCCGGCUGUCAAAUCCUGAACUACAAGGUACUUCGAGAUCCAGCUUUCUCAGACGGGGACAACAGCCGAGUUGUACCGACGACUGUCUUCACCGACGAUGACGUUGAGGAUGACGUCACAUAUUCAUACAGAAUCCAGGCUUUCCAAGAUGAGGAGAAUGGUUUGUUGACGACACCAUUACGUCAUCAUCAUGGUCAGGAAUUCUGUGGCAAUGGACGCCGGGAAAGAAGUACUGGUGAAGAAUGUGAUGACGGGAACACAUCAGGCGGAGAUGGGUGCAGUAUGGACUGCAAAGUUGAAGAGUUUCACGAAUGCAAAGGCGAAUCCAGCAUUUGCAGUCACGUUUCGACUACCAGCAUCAAGCAUCUCGGUCUCCAAUCUUCAAGCAGUAUCUACCCUACGCCUCCUGGUUUUGAAGACCAGUGGGUUGAGUCUGCAGUCGCUAACCCGAUGUAUCAAAUAAGCAAAGAAAACCCAGUUAGCGCUCUAGUUGGACCCCCUAGCUCCCCCAAAUGUGGCAUGGCGGUGGAAUCAAGUCCUGGGUGGUACCCACUGGACUUGUACGAUGACUCGGAUAAAAACUACUGGGUGAAGGUGCGUUUUGCCAAACCUGUUGUGGCAACCGCUGUAAUCGUUCAUUUGGCGGCAGACGGUCUUCGGUUCGGGACUUCCCAGCUCUCCCUGGAACUAAUCGGGACAGACGGCGCGAUUCACGGCAGACCGUUCACCGAUCGUCCGGUGACGUGUCAGGACAACCCGGUGUAUUUUAACAUCACUCAUGACUUGAACGCUCCAUUCGCUCAUACUAAAGAGAUUCGGAUUCGUCUGAGCUCUGACACCGUCGCGAGUAUAUCCGCAGUCCGCUUACGAUCUCGGGCGUCGUUUGACCCAGUCUCAGUUGCCUCGUGUCGUCCUGGUCAACUCUUCAAUCCGUCCACUGGUCAGUGUGUGUCGUACACGUGUGUGUGGCCAGAAUGUGAGGAACUGACCAUCCUCCACGCAGUGGUCAAUUGUAGUGGUAGUAGGGAAGGUGAUGUAUGCAGAGUGGGGUGUGAAGAAGGCUACAGUACGGACGGGACACAAACAGAAGCUGAGAUGUUGUGUGUGGAUGGCGCAUGGCGUGGACCAGAGAUGAUCUGUAAGGCUGUGGACUGUGGAGAACCAUCCCUCCCUUACGCUGAAGUCGUGUGCUCCAUGGGAGCAUUCGGGAAACAGUGUAAACUCAAAUGCAUCCCUCCCGCCAAAAUGCAAGGCACAGUACAGACAUUAACGUGCAUGGCAGACGGCCUGUACUCGUUACCCGAAGCAUUCUGCCAACUUCAGUGUGACGUUCCCUACGUACCCAAUGCAAUGCUCAUGAGUCAACAGUGUCAAACCGGCAGUCAUAAUAUUGGAACCGUAUGCAAAUUCCGAUGUGACGUAGGCUAUCACGUGCCUGGACAGGCCUCCAAAAGACGAAAGCCCCAGAAGUUGAGGUACAAAUGCACUGAGGAUACCACGUGGUCUGGGCCAUCCUGUGAACCUGUUGCUUGCGACCCUCCUCCAAUGAUAUUCAAUGAUCUCUACACGUGCACUGAUGGGUUCAAUUACAACAGCGAAUGUCAUUUGGGAUGUGAUGACGUCACUGGUGACGUAGGGCUCGAGGUGGUGAAUACAAUUCGAUGUCUGCAAGAUCCACUUGAUCCCAGUCGAGGUAUUUGGGAUGGUGAUUUCACGUUAUGUAGAUCCUUUGAAGGAUUAUGUGAUCCGCCUGAACCAAGCAGUAAUACGCACGUAGAACUGAGAUGUGAUCAUGGCUACAGCGUAGGUUCAUAUUGUACAGCCAUUUGUCAAGACGAGUAUGGAUCAGACAAGGAGCCAGUCUUACUUGCAGCAAACUCCUCCUCACCUUAUCUCCCUGAUAGUGAUUGGACCAAAGCUAAUCACGUGAUCACGUGUACUGACCAACGACAAUGGUUUCCCGACCCUGGACGGAUCACAUGUGUUGAGGAAUGUGUAGAGCGCGACAUUGCUAAUGGUAUAUGCCAACAGAUCAACAAUCGUGCGUACUGUAAUUGGGAUGGUGGCGACUGCUGUCGGUCAACCACGAGCGCUGAUUACGUCAUCACAACCAGAGAUGACAGUGAUGCAGACAACGAUUCCUUGUGUUUCGAUCCCCAGGCUCAAGAGAAUCAACCGACCAAUGGCUCGAAUAGAAGGAAUCGAUUAUAAACGACUUCUAAACGAUCAUGUCUGGUUUUAUUAAUCAAGAAAUAUACCACAUUAUAACCAACAGGGUAAACCUUUAGAAUCGUAGUAAUUAAGUAUAAAAAAAACCUGUAAACGUUACAAAUACUUAUUCAACUAGUAUAAAUGAUCCAGCUGUUGCUAGUGGAUUAUAGGUAUAAAAAACUACAGCGCGUCCGAAAAAUACCCCGCAACAUUGUUUUGCGAGGCUCUAUACGUCGCCGUGGAAACACGUACCGCCAUUAUUUUUAUGUAAUUUUAAAGCUUGGAAUCUUAACUUUAUCCCUGGUAAGUAUUUGUGUGAUUUUCAAAAGGGUUUUGAUGUUAUUUCGUGUUCCAGUAAAGGCAUGUCAAAAACAAACUCAACCGAUUCCAAGGAAAAUCAAUCAUGCGCAUUUUUCUAAUGUGGAAAUGCUUCAUCAUGCAAAAAAAGUCGCGGUUAUUUUGGGACGCGCUGUAGUUGUACAUAUUAAUAGCAUUUGAAACUUCUCACACAAUUUUUUUUUAAAGCAAUGCCAGUAAAGUUCUCUCAGGAUUAAGAGAAGAAACUCAAGAUCAAUGCAAUUGUUUUAGUAGUUCGCACUUGAUUUUAUUUGCAUGAGUGACGACGCGUUACAGGCACGUAGGAACCGGGGGGGGGGGCCGCGGGGGCCAUUGGCCCCGCUGAAAAUAUGAUGGGGGCCAUGGGAGGGUUGCAACCCCCCCCCCCUUCAGCCGCUGACUUUACUAGUAAAAUGGGGUUAAAAUAAUAAAUGGAAUGCUAAAUUAAGUGCUGAAAUUGAUUCUCAUAUUGCCUUAAAAUGCAGGGAAAAUCGUAUAGAUUUCAAAAUUCUAGAGGGGGCAUGCCCCGGACUCACGCUUUCACUCAACCCCCCCCCCCUUUCAUUUAACGCCCUUUGCCUGAAAGCUAGAUCCGUCCCUGAUUGUUUUUAUACAUUCGUGUGACAUAGGUAGUGAGUUAAGAUAAGGUUAUAAUGCUACUCGUUUUAUAAUAGAAAUUUCUGGAGUUGUCCACUAACGGUUUUUCUCUCUUACGUAUUUACAGACUCAGAACAAGUUCUUGUGUACAUUGAAAAUGAACAAACAGGCUGAAAAUGUCUAUUUUUCUCAUAGUAUUCCAUUUCACUUGGAAUUUUUAUGAAAUUAUUAUAACAAAGUUUUUAUUAAAUUUAGACUGAAUGAGAACCU